CAUCUCUCAAAAAAAAAAAAAAAAAAAAAAAAAAGGUCAAGAAGAGGAGGUUGACCAUGCCAGUGCCAUGUUGUAAAAGCCAAGGAAAAAGAACUUCAAGAGGAGGAAGCCACCAGGGUCCCCGCCUCCCAGAAGGCACAGAGAUGGAGGCUGAGUCUGCCCCUUGGUUUUGAUUUAUUUAUUUAUUUAUAUUUAUUUUUUGAGACAGAGUCUCGCUCUGUCACCCAGGCUGGAGUGCAAUGGCACGAUCUUGGCUCGCUGCAAGCUCCGCCUCUCAGGUUCACACCAUUCUCUGCCUCAGCCUCCCGAGUAGCUGGGACUACAGGCGCCUGCCACCACUCUCGGCUAAUUUUUUGUAGUUUUAGUAGAGACGGGGUUUCACUGUGUUAGCCAGGAUGGUCUUGAUCUCCUGACCUCGUGAUCCACCCGCCUUGGCCUCCCAAAGUGCUGGGAUUACGGGCGUGAGCCACCAUGCCUGGCUAUUUAUUUUUUUUGAAAUGGAGUCUCGCUCUGUCGCCAAAGCCAGAGAGCACUGGCACAAUCUCAGCUCACUGCAACCUCCACCUCCCAAAUUCAAGCAAUUCUCCUGCCUCAGCCUCCCACGUAGCUGGGAUUACAGGUGCCCACCACCACGCCUGGCUAAUUUUUGUAUUUUUAGUAGAGACAGGGUUUCGCUAUGUUGGCCAUGCUGGUCUUGAACUCCUGACCUCAGUGAUUCAUCCACCUCGGCCUCCCAAAGUGCUGGGAUUACAGGCAUGAGCCACUGCACCUGGCCAAACUGCCCCUUGGUUUUAGCCACAAUGUCUGUGUUGAUAAGGGCUGAUUCCAGAUCACAGUGACUAGAGAAGGGUGUGAGCAACGCAAGAGGUGGACAGUCUGAGAAAUGAAGUUGUAAUGGAGAGAUGAGAGAGGAAGAGUGACAGGAGGAUGUGGUGGAUUUAGGGUUUUUUUCUUUUUCUUUUUUUGAGAUGGAGUCUCGAUCUGUCACCUAGGCUGGAGUGCAGUGGCGCAAUCUCAGCUCACUGCAACCUCAGCCUCCUGGGUUCAAGUGAUUCUCCUGCCUCAGCCUCCUGAGUAGCUGGGACUACAGGUGCCCACCACCACACCCAGCUAAUUUUUGUAUUUUUAGUAGAGGCAGGGUUUCACCAUGUUGGCCAGGCUGGUCUCGAUCUCUUGACCUCCCAAAGUGCUGGGAUUACAGGCAUGAGCCACCGCACCCGGCUGGUAGAUUUAAGACAGCAGAGUCUUGAGCAAAUUUGGCUGCCAAAGGGAAGGACAUUGACCUUUAAAUUGUACUGAGUACUGAGAGUGAGGCAAGAGAUAUAGACAGGAGGGGUGGUAUGUAGAUGGUAGAGCCUUCCUUAGAGCAGGGGGUGGGUGGUGGGAACCCAGAACAUGGGGGAACCGGCCUGAGAUGGGAGAGGGAUAGUCCCUCCGCAAGUGCAGAGAAGGAGGGAGACUCAGGCAGUGGUGCACUGAUGAAUGUUUAAUAUCCAAAUCUAGGACAUGGGCUGGGUGGGGUAGCUCUGAUUCAUAGCAUUUGCUGAUAUCCACGGAGUUAAUACUCUGAUUGUGGUCAAUUUCAAGCACCAAUCUGACUUCACUGAAUACAGCGCUGGAUGGGGAUUCCAGCAAUCAGCUCUCACAGCUGGUCCAAGCCAGCUAGGAUUCAGAAACCCACAGUGAAGCCCGUGGCUAUAGGGUCACAACAGGGGCCAGCCAAGCAACACAACAGAGAUGGGCCAGGCAUAAAACAACAGGAGAGAAGGGACAGGGCUCAGCCAAUGGGACCCUGAGGGUUGCAGGCUCAGAUGGCUGGGUGUUCCCAUUCAUCUUUCCUUUUAUUUUUUUUGAGAGGGAGUCUAGCUCUGUCACCUAGGCUGGAGUGCAGUGGCAUGAUCUUGGCUCAGUACAACCUCUGCCUCCUGGGUUCAAGCGAUUCUCGUGUCUCAGCCUCCCCAGUAGCUGGGAUUACAAGCGCCUGCCACCACACCUGCCUAAUUUUUUUAUUUUUAGUAGAGAGGGGGUUUUGCCAUAUUGGCCAGGCUGGUCUCGAACUCCUGACCUCAAGUGAUCCACCCACCUCAGCCUCCCAAAGUACUGGGAUUACAGGUGUGAGCCACUGCACCCAGCCUCUCUGUUUCUGCUUGUUUUUUUCCUCUUUCUUUUCUCUCAUCUCUCCCUUCUCUGCCCUGGCAACUGGCUCAUCACAGAUGAGCAAGACAUAGAUCCUGCCCUUAAGGAGCUUGUGAACUGAUGGGGAAUCUUCUCAGGACUCAGUCUGCUGUCCGGAAAAGUGGGGGAAUACCUGCCACCAGCACCCCACCAAUGGGGCAGAGGCGGUGGGAAGUGCAGGGCGGCUCCUCAGACACUCAACAGGCAGGGACAGCAAGGGCAUUCCUGGCAAAGGAAGGGCACUGCCCAGCCAAAGGUGGUGAGGUGCGACAGCGAGCUGACCAGCUUGCUGGGGCUCAGACGCCAAGGGGUGUGGCUUGGAAGCCAGUGAAGCUGAAGCGAAAGCAGGGGCCUGGACCUCACCUGCCUCUGUAGGCCCAAUGAGGAGCUCAACGUUAUGGGAAGAUAGCCAGAAGCAAUUGAAGGGCUUAGGACAGAGGUGUGGCUUGGCCAGAUCUGUAUUUUAUUUUAUUGUAUUUAUUUAUUUAUUUAUUUUUUGAGAAAGAGUUUCACUCUUGUCCAGGCUGGAGUGCAAUGAUGCAAUCUCGAGUCACUGCAACCUCUGUCUCCCGGGUUAAAGCGAUUCUCCUACCUCGGCCUCCCGAGUAGCUAGAAUUACAGGCAUGCACCAUCAUGCAUAUUUGGUAUUCUUAGUAGAGACGGGGUUUCAUCAUGUUAGUCAGACUGGUCUGGAACUCCUGACCUCAGGUGAUCCACCGGCCUUGGCCUCCCUAAAUGCUGGGAUUACAGACGUGAGACACCGCACCCAGCCCAGAUCUGCAUUUUAGAAAGACCUUUUUCACUGCAGUCUGGGAGACGGUGAGGAGGCUGCAGUCAGCAGGUAGUGGGGAAGAGGAGGAUAAAGGGGCUGCUGUCCUAUUGAGCUGAGCACUGUCUGCCAGGCCCUGUUCUAAAUACGUUCCAUGUAACUUUUCAAACAACUCUUGGAGGCAUAUACCAUUAAUGCUCCCAUUUUACAGAUAAGAAAACUAAGGCUUGGCAAGAUUAAGGAACCAGGUAACACGGUAUGAAUGGCAAGAACAAAUGUAAGAACCUGCCUAUGGCUAGAUGUGGGGAUGAGGCAGAGGGAAGGAUAUGGGAGCAGUUCCACACUCUGGUGUAAGGGGGCGGUGCCACCUGGGAGACCUGAGGCCUGGAGGAGGAUGAAGGGGCUGGAGAAGAGGAAUUCAGUUUGGAAUUCCUGGGGGCCUUAGUGACAUCCAAGCAGAGAUGUCCGCUGCAGAGAGACACAUUCAUUCAAGUCUUCCAGGAGAGGCUGGCUAGAAGUAGAUUUGAGAGUGUGCGUGCACAGGGAUGUGCUUGAAGUCAUGGGCAUGGAGGAGCUUGGUCAGGGAGUGUGGGGUUGAGGAGAAGCAAGCCCUGAGGCUUAUGGGGGUAGGGAGGGAGAGCAGCUGGCAAGGGAUUAGUGAAGGGAGCAGCCAGGGGCAGGGGGAGAAGCAGGUGGGCCUUGGGGGGACUCAGGGUACAGGAGGGGUCGGGUAGAGCAGGUGGAUGUCAGCAGCAUUUCAAGCGGCAGAGACUGGGUUGAGAAGAGUCUCCUAGGACCAAAGAACAGGCAUAGCUGCUCAGGCCUUUGCGAGGGCGUUUUCCAUGGAGUGGUGGGGACAGGAUCGGGAAGCCAAGGGCUUGAGGAUCCAGUGGGCUUGAGGGGCUUGAGGAUCCAGUGAGGAGGCGGGGACAGAAUGGACAACCUGUCCACCAGUGUGGCUGUGAAGGUAGGAGGAGCAGAUGGAGGCAGGUGAGGGCUUGGUGUUGCAAAAUGCUUUUUUUUUUUUUUUGAGACAGAGAUUCACUCUUGUCGCCCAGGCUGGAGUGCAAUGGCGCGAUCUUGGCUCACUGCAACCUCUGCCUCCUGGGUUCAAGCGAUUCUCCUGCCUCAGCCUCUUGAGUAGCUCGGAUUACACGCCUGGCUAAUUUUGUAUUUUUAGUAGAGAUGGGGUUUCACCAUGUUGGUCAGGCUGGUCUUGAACUCCCAACCUCAGGUGAUCCGCCUACCUCGGCCUCCCAAAGUACUGGGAUUACAGGUGUAAGCCACUGCACCCGGCCUGUGAAAUGAUUUCUUAUAGCAUGUUCUAACAUUUCACAUGUACAACUUUGAUUUUAAUCCAUUUGUAAAGCUUCAGUCACUGACUCCUAUUGGGAACCUCCAAAGCACAGUAAAAUUUCAGCUAUCCAGGAUUCUUGGCAAAUGAGUCAUUCUGGAAAACCAACUUUUAUUUGGAUGAAAAUAUUUGAAAUAUAGGAUUUCUUUCUUUCUAAAAAAAUUUUUUAAUGAAAAUUUUCAAAUAUAUAAAAAUAGGCCAGUGUUGUGGCUCACACCUGUAAUCCCAGCACUUUGGGAAGCCAAGGCAGAAGGAUCACUUGAAGCCAGGGGUUCAAGACCAGCCUGGGCAACAAAACAAGACCCCCAUCUCUACAAAAAUAAAAAUUAAAAAAUUAGCUGGGGGCUGGGCGCUGUGGCUCAUGCCUGUAAUCCCAGCACUUUGAGAGGCUGAGGUGGACGGAUCACCUGAGGUGAGGAGUUCGAGACCAGCCUGAUCCAAAAUGGUGAAACCCUGUCUCUACUAAAAAUACAAAAAUUGGCCAGGCGCAGUGGCUCACACCUGUAAUCCCAGCACUUUGGGUGGCUGAGGCGGGUGGAUCACGAGGUCAGGAGAUCAAGACCAACCUGGCAAACACUGUGAAAUGCUGUCUCUACUAAAAAUACAAAAAAAUUAGCUGGGCGUGGUGGCAGGCGCCUAGUAGUCCUGGCUACUCUGGAGGCUGAGGCAGGAGAAUGGCAUGAACCCAGUGGGGGCAGAGCUUGCAGUGAGCGGAGAUUGUGCCACUGCACUCCAGCCUGGGCAACAGAGGGAGACUCCAUCUCAAAAAAAAAAAAAAAAAAUACAAAAAUUAGCCGGGCAUGGUGGUGGGUGCCUGUAAUCCCAGCUACUCAGGAGGCUGAGGCAGGAGAAUCGCUUGAACCUGAGAGGAGGAGGUUGCAGUCAACCGAGAUCACACCACUGCACUCCAGCCUGGGUGACAGAGUGAGACUUCGUCUCAAAAAAAAAAAAAAAAAAAAAAAAAUUAGCUAGCAAGGCACGGUAGUGUGUGCCUGUAGUCCUAGCUCCUCUACAAUCCUGCCAUUGCACUUCAGUCUGGGUGACAGUGAGACCCUGUUUCAAAAAAUAAUAAAAUAAAAGUAGAAGAUAUAAGGAACCCCUGCAUCCCGCCAUCCAGCUUCAGCACUUACCAACUCAAGGUCAAUUCUGUCUCAUCUCUACCCCACCUGCUCACCAACAAGCCCUGGAAUAUUUUGAAGCAAAUCCCCGAUGUUACAGCAAUUCAUCUGUAAAGCUUUUGUAUGUUUCUCCAAAAGACACUUUAAAAACAUAACCACAAGCCAGGCGUGGUGGCUCAUGCCUUUAUUUCCAGCUAUUCAGGAGGCAGGAGGAUCCUUUGAGCCCAGAAGUUUGAGUCCAUCCUUGGUAACAUAGGAAGACACCACCUCUCAAAAAAAAAAAAAAAAAAAAAAAGGCCAGGCGCAGUGGCUCACGCCUGUAAUCCCAACACUUUGGGAGGCCGAGUCAGGCGGAUCACGAGGUCAGAAGAUCGAGACCACCCUGGUUAACACGGUGAAAUCCCAUCUCUACUAAAAAAUACAAAAAAUUAGCCAGGCAUGGUGGCGGGCACCUGUAGUCCCAGCUACUUGGGAGGCUGAGGCAGAAGAAUGGUGUGAACCCGAGAGGCAGAGCUUGCAGUAAGCCAAGAUCGCGCCACUGCACUCCAGCCUGGGUACAGAGCGAGACUCCGUCUCAAAAAAUAAAUAAAUAAAAUAAAAUAAAAAAUAAAAAACAUAACCACAAUACCAUAUUAGUUCUCAAUUUUUUUUUUUUUUUCGAGAUGGAUUUUUGCUCUUAUCACCCAGGCUGGAGUGCAAUGGUGCAAUCUCCACUCACUACAAUCUCUGCCUCCCAGGUUCAAGUGAUUCUCCUGCCUCAGCCUCCCAAGUAGCUGGGAUUACAGGCAUGCACCACCACGCCUGGCUAAUUUUUUGUAUUUUUUUUUUAGUAGAGACAGGGUUUCACCAUGUUGGCCAGGCUGGUCUCGAACUCCUGACCUCAGGUGAUCCACCUGCCUUGGGCUCCCAAAGUGCUAAGAUUACAGGCAUGAGCCACGGUGCCCUAAAAUUUUUAACAAUUCCUCAAUAUAGUCAAAUAUCCAUUGUUCAAAAAUAUCCAUUGUUCAAAUUUCCCCAAUAUUUUUUUUUUUUUGCAGUUGGGUUAAAAUUUGGCUCCAAACAAGGUCUGCACGUUGCGUUUUUGUGCUGUCUCUAAAGACUCCCUUCUUUUUUCCAUGUAAUGCUUUUGUUGAGGAAACCAGGCUGCUUGGAAGGAUGAGCCUGGGGGAAUUCGGGAGAGGGAGAGAGGGGGCAGGGAGGAGAGAAGGAUGGGUGUCCAGAUAGAUGUGCCAUCCAUGCUGGGGGACACAGGCAGAAUGUGGAGGCCUGUCUCCCUAACUGGGAGGGGAGGCCAGGGCUGCUGAAGGGUGGAGCCCAACCCUGGGCACCCCCCUUUCCCCCCUGCCGCAUCCAACUGCUGGAAGUGAUGGGAGACAGAAAGAUGGCCUGAGUCAGGAGCAGGGGCAGAGCUCAGGUUGUGGUGGGGUCCCGCUGCCCACGUCAGACUGGAGGUGAGGGAUGGGCGGGGCCUGACAGCAGGCCUGGAAGGAACAGGAUGUCUACGCUGGAGAUGGAGGGAGAGGACAGUGCCAAAACCCAGCUCCUGGCCAGUCCCCAGCUCCUCCCUGCCUGGCCCUAUCCCAGGAUCCCCUCCCCGGCCUCCCAGCUAUGAUCUACCCCGGGGCCCAGACUUCAGGGGCCUUCACGAUGCCGGCGGUCAGUGGUCCAGGUCCCUUGUUCUGCCUUCUCCUCCUGCUCCUGGACCCCCACAGCCCUGAGACGGGGUGUCCUCCUCUACGCAGGUUUGAGUACAAGCUCAGCUUCAAAGGCCCAAGGCUGGCAUUGCCUGGGGCUGGAAUACCCUUCUGGAGCCAUCAUGGAGACGCCAUCCUGGGCCUGGAGGAAGUGCGGCUGACGCCAUCCAUGAGGAACCGGAGUGGCGCCGUGUGGAGCAGGGCCUCUGUCCCCUUCUCUGCCUGGGAAGUAGAGGUGCAGAUGAGGGUGACGGGACUGGGGCGCCGGGGAGCCCAGGGCAUGGCCCUGUGGUACACCCGGGGCAGGGGCCAUGUAGGCUCUGUCCUUGGGGGGCUGGCCUCGUGGGACGGCAUCGGGAUCUUCUUUGACUCUCUGGCAGAGGAUACUCAGGACAGUCCUGCCAUCCGUGUGCUGGCCAGCGACGGGCACAUCCCCUCUGAGCAGCCUGGGGAUGGAGCUAGCCAAGUGCUGGGCUCCUGUCAUUGGGACUUCCGGAACCGGCCACACCCCUUCAGAGCACGGAUCACCUACUGGGGGCAGAGGCUGCGCGUGUCCUUGAACAGUGGCCUCACUCACAGUGAUCCAGAUGAGUUCUGUGUGGAUGUGGGGCCCCUGCUUUUGGUCCCUGGAGGCUUCUUUGGGGUCUCAGCAGCCACCGGCACCCUGGCAGAUGAUCAUGAUGUCCUGUCCUUCCUGACCUUCAGCUUGAGUGAGCCCAGCCCAGAGGUUCCCCCUCAGCCCUUCCUGGAGAUGCAGCAGCUCCGCCUGGCGAGGCAGCUGGAAGGGCUGCGGGCAAGGCUGGGCUUGGGCACCAGGGAGGAUGUAACUCCAAAGUCAGACUCUGAAGCUCAAGGAGAAGGGGAAAGGCUCUUCGACCUGGAGGAGACACUGGGCAGACACCGUGGGAUCCUGCAGGCUCUGUGGGGUCUCUCCAAGCAGCUGGCCCAGGCUGAGAGACAAUGGAAGAAGCAGCUGGGGCCCCUAGGCCAAGCCAGGCCUGACGGAGGCUGGGCCCUGGAUGCUUCCUGCCAGAUUCCAUCCACCCCAGGGAGGGGUGGCCACCUCUCCAUGUCACUCAAUAAGGACUCUGCCAAGGUCGGUGCCCUGCUCCAUGGACAGUGGACUCUGCUCCAGGCCCUGCAAGAGAUGAGGGAUGCAGCUGUCCGCAUGGCUGCAGAAGCCCAGGUCUCCUACCUGCCUGUGGGCACUGAGCAUCAUUUCUUAGAGCUGGACCACAUCCUGGGCCUCCUGCAGGAGGAGCUUCGGGGCCCGGCGAAGGCAGUGGCCAAGGCCCCCCGCCCACCUGGCCAGCCCCCAAGGGCUUCCUCGUGCCUGCAGCCUGGCAUCUUCCUGUUCUACCUCCUCAUUCAGACUGUAGGCUUCUUCGGCUACGUGCACUUCAGGCAGGAGCUGAACAAGAGCCUUCAGGAGUGUCUGUCCACAGGCAGCCUUCCUCUGGAUCCUGCACCACACACCCCCAGGGCCCCGGGGAUUCUGAGGGCCCUGCCUCUCCCUGCCAGCAUGCCUGCCUGACCCACCUCAGAGCCUGCUUUGCAUCACUGGGAAGCAGGCAGUGUCUUGGGUGGGGGCUUGGUCAGUAUCCUCUCCGUCUGGGUGCCCAGCUCCCA
Pan troglodytes (chimpanzee) is the source of this 8739-nucleotide messenger RNA. It is a transcript of the gene LMAN1L, whose product is annotated as lectin, mannose binding 1 like. Gene Ontology annotation, molecular function: D-mannose binding. Gene Ontology annotation, cellular component: Golgi membrane; COPII-coated ER to Golgi transport vesicle; endoplasmic reticulum-Golgi intermediate compartment. The record is from RefSeq and is a predicted model, not a curated record. Gene Ontology annotation, biological process: endoplasmic reticulum to Golgi vesicle-mediated transport. NCBI's taxonomy places the organism in Eukaryota, Metazoa, Chordata, Mammalia, Primates, Hominidae.